UAGAAAAACUGAGCGUGUGUCAGAACACACAGCAUCUACGCACGUCAGAAAUAAGACAAUCAGCUGCUCGAGUAUAAUAAAAAAGUUUAUAGAUAAACAGUCUGGGGGAUUUUUUUUAGAUCUGAAAUUAGAAGCUUCAAAGUGACAUGUGAGUGAGAGGUGAGGACAACACUGUGGUGACUUUUUUUUAAUUUAAUUUUAUUCUACAUGCUGUUAUUGAGCUGGACGCAGGAGUGGAGACUUAUGCCAUUACGCACAGACGCAGUGCAGGAGCGCGUCUGCAGAUGGGCGGUUUAGGUGGCAACCUCCACCUCAGCAUGUUGAAUGGGACUGAAACGCAAACUUUCGGAAAGAGGGAUCUAGCAGAGUUUAAAAUGGGGAUUCAGGACGCCAGGUUUUACUACCCGGACUCUGUUCCAGGCGGACAGGACUCUCUGGCUCUGCAGUACCACCACCACCAGGACCAGACUGGAGGAGGAUACGGAGCGCAGACCGGCAGGUUUUACGCACAGAGCCUCAGUGGAGCAGCCGGGCAGGGUUACAUCCAGACGGCUGCUGGAGGAGGAGGAGACGGGUUUCCUCCGGCUGGUAAAGACUUGUACUCUCCUUCACCGGAGAGUUACCCGGUGAGCUUCCAGCACGGCUACCAGCGACCACCUCUCUACCCUUUACCUGGCCUACAGGUGUGCGGCAAGACGCAGGCGCUCCUCAAUAACUACCCGCUAUGGGCCAAGUUCCACAAGUUCCAAACCGAGAUGAUCAUCACCAAACAGGGCAGGAGGAUGUUCCCCUUCCUGAGCUUCAACAUCAGCCUUCUGGAUCCGUCUGCCCACUAUAACGUGUAUGUGGACGUAGUUCUGGCGGAUCAGCACCACUGGAGGUACCAGGGCGGCAAGUGGGUCCAGUGUGGGAAAGCGGAGGGCAACAUGCCAGGGAACAGGAUGUACAUGCACCCCGACUCUCCCAACACAGGAGCUCACUGGAUGAGACAAGAAGUGUCUUUCAGCAAACUCAAGCUCACCAACAACAAGGGCAGCACCAAUAAUGUGGCACAGAUGAUCGUGCUCCAGUCGCUCCAUAAGUACCAGCCUCGUCUUCACAUCGUGGAGGUGAAGGAGGACGGCUCCGAGGAUCCCUUCCUCUCAUCCAAAGCUCAGACCUUCAUCUUCCCGGAGACUCAGUUCAUCGCCGUCACCGCUUAUCAGAACGCAGACAUCACUCAGCUGAAAAUAGACCACAACCCCUUCGCCAAAGGUUUCCGCGACAAUUACGACACGCUGUACGCUCCUCCCGACUCUGAUCGCCUCACCCCCUCCCCGACAGAGAGCCAGCAGCUGCUGCCAGGGAGCUGCUACCCCCAAGGCUACCUCUCUGAGCAGUACAUGAGCCCCUUGCCCCAGGGACGCUUCUUCAGCCGCGAUGCCAUCGGCAUGGGCCAGCAGCACAAAGACCCGUCCUCCAGCCCCGGUCCUCACAGCCGCUGGUACCUACCGCCCCAGCAGGGUGUGGCCGCCAACCGGCUUGACUUCACUUCCUCCUACGAAGGGGACUUCUCUGGAAACGGGUUCUACAAGCCCUUCCCCUUGCAGACGUCCGCUCACCAUGCCCUCAGCUACUACCCAGAUCACCCUUUUGCGUCUACCAGCGUGUCCGUAUCAGGAGCCACCUCAGCGGGCUGGACCACCAGCCGGCCCACUCCUCAGUACCUCAGCCACCCGAGCAAACCUGGCCCCAGUCUGGGCUGGUUUCGACCCAUAUCAUCCUCUUCAUCCUCCUCCUCUUCUUCCACGUCACCUGGCAACCCUCGGCUGCACGCGCCCUCGCUCCUAGAGCCGCUGCAGCCGCCCUUGCUGCAGGAAAAACCCAAAGACACUGUGGAGGUGGUGGUAGAGGACCCCUGGCUCGAACCCCCCUCUGUGAAAUCAGCAACCUCAGCCGACUCGGGCCUGUUUGAGGGCGGCGUGGGGGACAACAAGAAGAGGAGGGUGUCGCCGUAUACGUCCAGCACUGAAAACUCCCCGCCUCCGCGCAGUGGAGAGGUCUGCGAGAAGGACAGCGAUGCAGACUAUUAUGGUUAUUACACCCACUGAAGUCUCUUACAGCGUCUUUCCAUACCGCCCUCAUGAACAUGCAUCAGUCUGUCCAGUUAAGGGCUGGAACAGAACCAGAACCACACACCAGAACGUCACAGUGUGGCCAGCCUCUCUAUAAAGCCCCCUUCUCAAAGUGUCAAACGAUUACAGCAACUUCCAAGGUUACUGUCAAAGUUUAGAGUUGAACAGAAGUGGAUGUGACUGGAGAUCUGCCCUCGAGUCAUAUAAACACCAUACAGACAAACAGACCUGUGACUUUAAGCCUUUGAAACAUCUGGAUCUGCAUAUCUGCCUGCUGACAGACGCCUGCAGGGAUUCUGUCUGUUCUUUCUGCAUCAAACACUCCGUCUUUGUCUCUGUCUGUCUCUUCCUUCUCACCCUCAACCUUUCACACAUACUCUCACAAUAUGCUCACGGUCAUUUUCCCCCUGAUGAUUCGGAGCAGAAAUCACAUUUCACACACACAGUCAAAUCUGGCCCAAGAGGUUUAGUGCAGCGCCCACCGGUGGCGUUAAAGGAGCGCUGCAGGCCGACGAUGCCGAGGCCAGAGUGAACUGAUGUCAGGAGGUUAAGACGGUUUAACAAGCACAUGUUCUACCGCUAAUCUAAUUCAACCCAGCGAGGACAACCAGUAACUCAGCAACCAACAGCAGAAAUAGCAACUGGAGACAAUCCAACAUAUCUCACAGGUGUAAGAAGAAGAGUUUAUAUCUGUGAAGUUCCUAUGAACUUUCAAUCUGGGAUUACAAUUUACAUUUCAUACUAACCUGCUGCCCAUGUGGGGGUUUGCAAAUCUAUUUCUGUUUGCACUGUAAUGGGAUUAAAUCCUUGCACUAUAUGUCCCAAACACAGAGACGGUUAACAUUAAAAUGCUGGUUAAUACGAUGAAAUCUCCCCUCAGACCUCACUAACAGAUGUUCAUAUCAUAAAGCUUCAUUGGUAGCUCAAUAUAGCAUCAGCUUUGAGGUCAUUUAAAAUACAUGAGCAUGUAUUUGUAAUGAUGACAUGUAGCAAAGCCAGCUGUACCAACACGAUCACAUCCCAACUCGUCACAUACUGGCGCUUUGUCAGGUCCCCUUGGCGUCACUUUUUAACACGCUGGGCCACCCGGCUCCACUACGGUCACAGUAAACAUGUGGUUAAAGGUGUGAAUUCAAAUGAAACCACCGGGUCGCGGGGCAGCAGCAGGCUUAGCGGGGAAUUCCAGACCUCACUCUCCCCAGCAGCGUUUUCCAGCUCUUCCUGGGGGACCCCCGAGGCUUUCUCAGGCCAGACCAGAUAUAUAAUCUCUCCAGGCGUCCAGGAGGCACGGACCACCUCAGCAGGCCUCUUUCGACGCGAAGGAGCAGCGGCUCUACUCCGAGCUCCCUCCCGGUGUCUGAGCUCCUCACCCUAUCUGUAAGGCUGAACUGGAUACAAGCGGCGGCGGGCCACUUAGUUAAGUUUAGGAAAAAAAACAUCAUGGUUUGGCAUAAAAUUACUACGUUUGUAAAGAGGAAGUGAAACUUAACUACGGUGGUGAAGUGAAAGUGAAACUUAUCGUUGUGACCACAAAGACAACACGUUGUUGGUUUCACACGGGAUACGAACAGCAGUAUACGAACAGCGUCCUCCUGGAUGAAAGCCCUGUGUUUGUUGGACCCGUCCACCACACUUCCCCACCACUUUCUCUGAGCAUUUAAUAUUGACGCCGAUGGGUUUACAUUGGAGUUACUUGAAAGCGCGGUGCGUCACAUACAGACGCUAAAGGGUGCACUGUGCGUCGGUAUCACACGCCAAGGGAAGUGACAAAACGUCUGUAUUUGACGCCAUGGGAAUGAGAACGGGCUGGCUGGACGCUCCGAUAGAGUGAAAAAAGGCUUCAUUAUAACCUCCCUGCUGCAGUCAGUGGAUGUGAAAACGCUCCUGUCACCACACACACACACAUAAAACCCACGAUCAAUACCAGCAUUGAUAACGACGUAACUGGAAAACAGUAUUGGCAGAGGGAAGUGUGAAAGCUUAAUAGCACACACACAAACUGAAUGCACCCACUGGACAUAGCAGUAUUCAGAUUAGACUACAGUCAAUUUCCCGCCAUCACUUCAGCUCAACAUCUUAAUAUUCUUGGUGCUGCAGGUUUUCCCGAACACGCACAGUAGCAGCGGAGCAACAGUGCUGUAAAAAAGUGGGUCAAUCACAAAGGCUACAUGCACCUGUACAGGUAAACAGACGAGGCACUGUCACCCUCAGACCGCCACCAUAAACAGGAAGCACAAAGUGACCAGACAGACACUCUGAAUUUCCCCCCUGGUCUUCGGGCCUAUCAUGUCGUGACACCAGGCUGACAAGAGUCCCGGCUCCCGGCCUCGGUGACAGAAAUGAAGAGUGAGGCCAGCAGUCGGCGCUGAUCAGAGAUCUGCUCCUCAUUCCUCACCAGGUGUGCUAAUGGCCUCGGACAACACUGGAGGCGACAGACAGGCACUCGCUCUGUGCAGAACACGGUUACUUUAGUCUUUUCUGAGGGAGGUGAUGAAAUUGAAAUGCCUAAAAUUAGCCAUAGCUCAUCAAGAAAUACACAUAAGCUAUCAUGAAAGCACAAAUUGUCAUUUUCACACUUGUACAGAUUAAACAAACAAGUUAUAAGUAGUGAGUUUAGAGGUGCUUCGGACAGAGCCAGGCUAGCUGUUUCCCUCUGUUUACAGUCUUUGUGCUAAGCUAAGCUAACAUCCUUGCUUUAUUUCCAUUUUUAUUGUACAAACAGAAAACUUUUCAUCUAACUCUCAGCAAAAAAAGUGAAUAUAAGCAUAUUUCCCAAAACUAUUCAAAGUAAAAAAAUUUGAUCAAAGCACAUAUCAAUUUGCCGCAACCAAACAUCUCAUAUGAAGUCACUGAGGUCACGUCUGUCGGGAUUUCUUCACAGAAUUCGGGGGGUUUUAGGGACCAGUGGGUGUUUUACUGGUUGGAGUGUUUUUAGACUCAGUAUAUUUAAAUUUGACGAGAUCAGGCCAGCAAAAAGGCUAAUUAAGAAGUCAGCGUGGAGGCAGUGGGGAGAGGACCUUUAGAGGACGUUUCAUGUUGGGAAAUUAAAACAGAAACCGUUAACUGAAUUGGAAAAAAUGUGAAAAAAAAAAUCCAAAUAAUUAGACAACUUUCCAGCUUUUGUUUUGCUGUCUGUUGAAUAAUUAAAGGGUUGUGUUGGAGGAUUGGACUCCUGACAUUUUUUCACUCGGCAAAAUGGUCUUAACGAUGAUGUUGGUGCAAAAAGGACAAACUGUGUGACAGCUCAGUCCUUUACCUGAACAUUUAAAUAACAAAAAAUGGCAAUGAAGUGUUAAUUUCAUGCUGAAAACAGAAGGGAUAUAUUGUAUGAUGUUGUAACAUUUCCAAAAGAUGUACUAUUUAAUGUUUAUGUUGACAUCCGUCAGAGGAAAUGAUGAUACGAUGGACAAUUCUUGUUUCAAGUGCAAUUAAGAUAGAAAGUAAAUUAGAAUUUAAAAGACGGCAUUGCAAAAAAAAAACAAUGAGAGCUAAGUUUAAUGUGAUCACUGGCCUGUGGACGAUGUCAGUUAUUUAUUUUUAAUGUGCUGUGGUUUGUUUGUACGUGGUUCACUCCUGCACCUACGGGUGCAAGAUCUCACAGCAGAAGAAAUGCUUUUCAGACGCCUCAGGAACGCCCCCUGCUGGAUAUCUCAGCUAUUACAAUCAGUCAAUCCCUGAUCCUUUAACCUUUAAUACCUCCGUUUCCCAUGAGUCUGUGUUUCCCUUUGAACACACAUUUCCCCUUAAAGGAAUAAGACUGUGUGGGAACUGUAUUUCCAGAGAUUUUACUGUAUAAUAAAGAAAUAGAGUGAAGAAGGGAGACCAGACAAGCUCAAGCAUGUUACUUUUUUUUUUUUGUGUGUGAUCCAUGUGCACUGUUUAUGUCGAAGGAGAAUUAAAUCCUCCUUUGACUCUUUCAAUAAGAGCUUAUAAAUUGCAAAAAUAAGACAUGAAGAUUUCUGAAUGAGGAAAAUUGUUAUUUAUUAAAAAAAAGUGGCAUAAUUGUG
Sebastes umbrosus (honeycomb rockfish) is the source of this 6121-nucleotide messenger RNA. RefSeq names its product T-box transcription factor 21 (gene tbx21). NCBI's taxonomy places the organism in Eukaryota, Metazoa, Chordata, Actinopteri, Perciformes, Sebastidae. Gene Ontology annotation, cellular component: nucleus. The transcript has 6 exons. Gene Ontology annotation, biological process: positive regulation of DNA-templated transcription; lymphocyte migration; regulation of transcription by RNA polymerase II. Bases 285 to 2090 code for a protein of 601 amino acids. Gene Ontology annotation, molecular function: RNA polymerase II cis-regulatory region sequence-specific DNA binding; DNA-binding transcription factor activity, RNA polymerase II-specific. The record is from RefSeq and is a predicted model, not a curated record.